AUGAACGAGAAAGUUUCGAAGACUGCACUCUCUGAACUCCAACACAGUUCUGGCUCCCGUUUUCGCAGCCAAGUAGUGACGGUCACUUGGCUUCUGCUUGAUUUAGCGGCAUUAUUCACUCUCAUUCGAUGGGUGUGGGUUGUUCAAGGAUCUAAAACAGAAGGUGUGAGCAGCAACGACAACAAUGCGAAUGUGUGGGCCGACUUCGAUUUCAGAAAUGUGUGCCAGCAGGUCCCUCCCUUGUUACCCUCACAAAAUAACAGUCAUCUGUUGUUGCUGGAGGAAUUUCUACUUUCAGACCGUUUCAAGAAUGAAUCAGUCGCUCGCCUGAGCGGCGCCGUGCAGGUCCGUACGGAAUCUUUCGACGAUCUGGGCUCUGUCGGAGACGAUCCACGAUGGGAUGUGUUCUACAACUUUGCCUCGUACCUAAAGGCCACAUACCCAUUGGUUCACGACACAUUUGAGUUACAGCAUGUUAAUACCCAUGGCCUGGUGUACACCUGGCGAGGGAGUGACACUACGCUGAAGCCUACAAUGCUGAUGGCCCAUCAGGACACCGUUCCGGUCGACGCGUCAUCUCUUGAUCAAUGGAUCUACCCCCCAUGGAGUGGUCAUUUUGAUGGACAUUAUGUUUGGGGACGUGGGUCGAUUGACUGUAAAAGCCAACUCACCGCCAUCAUGGAUGCAGCGGAACUACUUAUACAGUACGGAUUUCAACCUGAACGCAGUCUCAUCUUGGCAUUUGGUUUUGAUGAGGAAUCCUCUGGUAUUCAGGGGGCUGGCUACAUUGGCAGACAUUUGGAAGAGCGCUUUGGUCAUAAUUCACUGGCCGUCAUUGUCGAUGAAGGGUCACCCCUAGAGCGGAAGUGGGGAGGAGUCUUUGCCCUCCCGGCAGUAGGGGAGAAGGGAUCUAUGGAUGUCGAGAUAGAGGUUCGGACACCCUCGGGGCAUUCAUCGUCUCCGCCUGACCAUACCAGCAUUGGUAUCAUUAGCGACCUGAUCACGCAUAUUGAGAGCAAGCCAUUUCUGCCGUUUCUUCGAGACGAGAAUCCAUACCUCGCCCAGAUGAAGUGCGGUGCCGCCCAUGGCCCUGAGUUCCCACCCGCGUUAGAACGCCUUCUUCAGGAACGUGAGAAAGACAAGUUGUCUGCUGAAAGGAGGAAUUCGCCUUUCGACAAUACGGCACUAACUUCCCGAGAUCCACUGGCCGAAGAGGCUGCCAAGGAGAGCCGCGGGGUCAGAUACUUGAUGCAGACCUCCCAAGCUGUUGAUAUCAUAGCUGGUGGCGUAAAAGUUAACGUUCUCCCGGAAAAGACAUCCGCUGUAAUCAACUAUCGUAUCAAUAUCGGCCAAACAACGUCAGAUAUACAGCAGCACCUGGCCUUACUGGCAGCUCCUAUUGCUGAAAAGUACAAUCUCACUUUCCACAACUUUCCGUCAUCUGAGAUAAUGACUGAAGAGGAAAGUUAUCUGACGCUGCGUUCUUUGAAACAGCAGUUCUCGCCGGCUCCUGUCACGCCGACCGACACAACUCAACCGUCUCCAUAUGCAGUCCUCGCGGGAACAAUACGUGCCGUAUUCGGAGACAACGUAAUCGUAGCUCCUGGAAUUAUGACCGGAAACACUGAUACACGUCAUCUCUGGGGCCUAACAAAGCAUAUUUUCCGAUUUGGUGUCGCUCUCGAUCAGGAGGCUGAUCGAUCAGGCGUUCAUUCGACUAAUGAAAGGCAAGCCAUUGGAGCUCAUAUAACUGGGAUUCAAUGGAUGAUUCAGUUCAUUCGAAACAUGGAUGACGCAAGAUUUGAGGAAUAA
Messenger RNA from Clonostachys byssicola, 1812 nucleotides. The record is from the annotation of a GenBank genome assembly. Lineage: Eukaryota; Fungi; Ascomycota; Sordariomycetes; Hypocreales; Bionectriaceae.